AUCAAAUUCAUUAAGCAUCAUACACAUAUUCUCAUAACUACUAGAAUGAUGUUGCAAGUUGAAAUCAAAUCCAAAGAAACCAUUAAACCUUCAUCACCAACUCCUCCAAACCAUCCACCAAUCCAACUCUCUUCUCUUGAUCACACUUCACCCCAUGUCUACGCUCACAUCCUCCUCUUCUACUCCACCACCAUCAAUCCCAACCAUCUCAAGACCUCUCUUUCCACCACUCUCCUCAACUUCUCCCCCCUCGCCGGCCGUAUUCACCGUUCAAACUCCGAUGAUACUCUCUACGUCCACUGCACCGAUGACGGUGCCGUCUUCAUCGAAGCUGAAGCUCAUCAAGCUUUUAACCUCCAGUCCUUUCUCACAGCUUCUUCAUCUUCCAUUGAUGACUUCAGAAAGCUUUUGCCAAUCAAGAAGGAACAUUUCAAUUUAUUAUUAGAAGACCCUCUUCUUGCAGUGCAACUCACAGUGUUUGAUUCUGGUGGUCAUGUUCUUGGCCUCUCUAUGUCUCACCUCAUUGCUGAUGGUGCUUCAAUGGCCAUAUUCCUCAAACAUUGGUCUUCCAUUUCCAGAUCAGAUGCAACCAAUAUUAUUAAUGGCUCAUUACCAAACUUUCACUCUGCUUCCUUGUUAUUCUCUCCCAGUGAACCUUGGCCUGAAACAGUGCAAUUGGUAAAAAGCUCAUCAGAUAAUGGUGGUGAGGUAGCCAUCAGAAGGUUUGUGAUUGAUAAGGAAGGAGUAGAGAGAUUGAGAGUAAGCAAACAAGGGUGGCGGCCGACAAGAGUGGAAGCCGUGAAUGGGCUCUUUUGGCGGUGUCUCCGGCGAGCCAAUGUGUCAAUGGCCGACGGUCAUGUAGUGUCACUAGUAGUAAACCUUAGAAAAAGGAUGGGAUCAAAGCUUUCCAUUAAUGAAAGCUUUGGUAACCUUUGGGUUGGUGUUAAUGUGGUUAGUAGUGAGUGUGAGAGACUUGAGGAAGCAUUGAGGGAAGCUGUGACAAGUGUGGAUGAAGAGUAUGUGCAAAAGUUGAUUGAAGGGAAGAUGAAGAAGAGGAGUGCAUGUUGGAUACUUAAUAGUUGGUGUAGGAUGGGGUUUUAUGAGAGUAGUGAUUUUGGAAGUGGGGAAGCAAUUUGGGUGGCUUGUGGAAGUAGAGAAGUAAAGAAUGUUUGCUUGUUGAUUGAUGCAAAGGAUGGAGUGGGAGUUGAGGUUUGGGUUUGGUUGGAUGUGGAUGAGAUGGAGAGGCUUGAGAGGGACACUGAGUUACUUGAUUUUGUUUCAUUUGUGGGAAGGUGAGAUUUGAUCAAGGGGUGAUCAAGUUUUAUUGUUGUCUAUUUUGUUUUGUAUUGUGUUAAGUUAGUUACUUUAUGAUCUCUAUAUAAUUUUGGUUUUUUAUGUGUUAUGUAAUGAUAUAUAGUCUUUGUUUUACUAUAUAUCUUUAAAUAGUUUGUGAUGUUUUUGUUUUGAAAUAAAUAAAUAAAUAAAUUGGUGUUG
This is a messenger RNA of Dioscorea cayenensis subsp. rotundata (Guinea yam), 1494 nucleotides long. RefSeq names its product stemmadenine O-acetyltransferase-like. NCBI's taxonomy places the organism in Eukaryota, Viridiplantae, Streptophyta, Magnoliopsida, Dioscoreales, Dioscoreaceae. The coding region runs from base 46 to 1296 and encodes 416 amino acids. The record is from RefSeq and is a predicted model, not a curated record. The transcript has a single exon.